This is a messenger RNA of Pocillopora meandrina, 19287 nucleotides long. Lineage: Eukaryota; Metazoa; Cnidaria; Anthozoa; Scleractinia; Pocilloporidae. The record is from the annotation of a GenBank genome assembly.
GUUACUUCUUCUUUUAAGGAGCUUUUCGUCAAGGUUUAGAUAGAUUUAUCGCUACAAAAUUCUUUCCUGUUUAGAGCUUUUUAUCCACAGAAAACUGGGCUUCAGAGGUGGUCCAGUCGAAAUGUGUUCAGUCCAGCCCAGUUCGAAGUUCAGUUGGGAGUCCCAUCCAUUCCUUAUCUUCCAGAAAAAGUUAAUAUUGACAAUGGAUGACAGAGAUAUCGUGUAACACGACACUGAUUCAGCGCAUAUUACUCUCCGUAGUGAUUAUUGAUAUCGUUCACUGAAAUCGAAAGCAAAGCGAAUACUCUCUCGGGGCAGGAGGUCCGAAGGGUUGAAGUCAUUUUAUGGCCAGAGAUCUCUGCCAAAUGUACAUUCACAUUAACCUGUGCAAAUCGUGUGCGAACCUUAGAUAAGGAGUCAUACGGCGUGCAUACUUUAGUAGUUGAAGGAAAUGAAGGAAUCACGAGCGAAGUUCUUCAUGGUAGUCUUUCUAUCUUCCAUUGAUGUCGCUUUCCCAGAAUCUAUCCAGAUCAAUAGGAUUAUUUCGCAGCCUAAAGACCCCCUAGCUUGGACAGAUGUGUCUGACUGGUUUGUCGUUCCGUCGUCGGCAUGUUACCAAGAGAGAAUUGGAACUGGAAGUAACUACUGUAACGAAUCGUGCACAAAAGAUGACUCCAAAGACCAGUACUUGUGUCGCUGUUCCCAUAAAUUUGCCGCUGUCACGUAUGUAAAUAACACGUGGAUGUGUCUGGAGAAUAAGAUGGUGCGAAAUAAACUCGGUGAGUAUGAUAAAUAUGGGGUGUGAGAAUAGAUAUUUCGCAACCCGAUUGACAGCGGAAAUACAGGUAGCAGGCAAAUACACCUUUUAGUUACUUAUUCCUCGCGAUUUAACAUUUUACGGGACCGUCAUUGAAGUGAUGCUCUCAUUUUUACAAAAGGAAAGAAGAGUAUUAACGCGGAAAAGAACGAAAGUGUCGAUCGAAUUAACUCACACACAGGUAUUUUGUUGUAGAUUGUUUGUUGUGCGAAUGUCUGUAACCAAAAAUAAACUGUAUUGGUGCCACGGAUACCUGUUAGUACAAAAUGCUGACUGCAGACCGGAUACAAAAUGUAGACCAAGUACAAAAUGUUGACUGCAGACUGCAGAGUGGGUACAAAAUGCAGACUGAGAAUCUAAUGGGUUUUUUCGUCUGGUAUGUGAUAACAUGUAAUCUUACAAAUUACCGAGCGUCACGCGAUCGCUUUUCCGCGAUCAGCUUUCACGAUUAUUUGCACUAUUCUAAAUUAUUCCUGGCCCGUUUUUUGAUCAAACUAGACGCAUAUUUGCGUUCACCCGGGCUUUCUGUUUGAAAUAAACUUGUUUUUUGUGCUUGCAAUUGCCUACGUUUUUAUACAAUCCUUGGUUUAUUCUGGAACUUUUUUUUCUCUUGGUAUGCAAUCCCUGAAGAAUCAGGUGACAAUAUAACACCAAUGUCAGACCAAAAGAAAACACAAACAAGAAUGGCAUUGUCAGAUUUAAAACUGAUAAUAAUUGACGAAAUCUCUGUGGUAUCAAAUACUUUGCUACUGCACAUCCAUCAACAACUAAAAGAAAUAUUGUCAACAUCAAACAACUGCCUAUUUGCAGGACUUAGCAUUAUUACAGUAGGUGAUUUGUAUCAACUUCCACCAAUUUGAAGAAAAUUUGUCUUUGAAGAAUAUAAAAAUAAUGGUUACAAUUUGUGCCAUUCCUGGCUACUUUUCAAGGUGAUAUAGUUGACUAAAAAUAGGAGACAAAAGGAUGACCAACCAUUUACAGUUAAAAUAGAUUCAGAACUGCUUCACAAACAGAGGGUGAUAUUCAAUGCAUACAGUCAAGGCUAGUGCAUCCUGAAAAUACUGAUUACCCAGUAUCCAUUGUUUUGUAUUUUUGGGACAUUUUUUUCUCCUGUUUAUUUUUCAUAUCCCUAAAUUGUUUUUUCUCCAAUAAUAUUUUUUUUUCUGCUGGCUCAUUGCUUUAUGGCAUUGUUUUUUUUUCUAUGUUUAAUCAUCAAUUUUUUUCUUUCCUUUCUGUCAACUACUUUACAUGAACAUGUAGCAGACAGUAUUCUGUAUUACCUUGGGGUAUUAUAUUUCUCUAAUGUUUUUCUUAUGGCAUCAACAAGUGAAGCCAUUCCAUUUAUGUUUUUAGUGUAGUGAAUAGGGGACGUGUCUCUUUCAUUAUAAAGCAGGGGGGAAUACAUAUAUUUUGAUCUUUUUGUGGGUUCAAACGUACAACUGAUGCAGUACGAAGAAAAUGAUAUAAAAAACCCUAACUAACUUUUAUGUAUUAUUUCAUUCUCAUGAAUUGACUUGCUUUGAAGUAAAUCAUUUAACAGUUCUUUCACUCUCGAACAAAUCAUCCAAAUUUACUUCAGUUUCACAAACAUCUGCAGUUUUUGGAAGAUUAGCUGGUAAUUACUGGUUGUGUUCCAGACUUGAUUUAUGACACAUCUUUUUUCCUUUGUCAACAAUGGUGGGUAAGGAUUAGUUGUAAUUCCAAUAAUUACAUGAUUUCAUUAUAGAGUAGCAAAGAGAGUAUAGAGCUAUAGCAAAACAAAGAUUAAAGUUUAUGGUUUCAUUCAGACUGUUUUGAGAAACCAUCCUAUUUUGAAUAUUCUCAAUUUGUACUCCUCUCACUUCAAAUAUAUCAUUAUGUAUACUCUGAAAAUAAUGCACUAAACUCUCAAGAGACAGUACUUCGAGAAGAAUACAUGUACCUUGAGGCUGCCCUCUACCAUACAAAUCUCUAGCUUGAGAAUCAAAUAUUUUGAACCCCAUAUUACUAUUACAGUAAUACACCCUACUGUUAAUAUGAAAUUAGUGUAGCUUUUCAAAUAUGAGUGACUCAAAAGGCUCUUUGUAAAGAUAUACAGUACUGAUAUUCCUCUAUAGCAAUUUCUUGGUGAACAGUACCAGAGUAGCUUUCACUGUAAUCCAGUUGAUAAUCAGUAUCAAACACAUUUAAAGCUGUUGGUAAUUCUGACUGCAUCAUAUAUGCCUGUCUGACUAAUCAUGACAAACUUGAAUAAACCUGAUUUUCCAAUAUUCAUUACUUGUAUAAGAUCAUUUACAGAGCUGAUCCCUUGUGUGUCAUUGUAAAUCAAAGAACACAAACUCAUUGCAACACAUUGUUGUCCUGCAUUCUGUCCAAAAACAAACUCGUUACCUUGACUAUAGGAAGCUACUAUUGUUUUGUUAGGGUCAACAUAUGUUGGAGGGCCAGGAUUUUUUUCUGUCUCUACUUUAUUUAUAGUUGCAAUAAUUUGCUUCAUGAGCUUCAUUCUUGCAAGAACACAUAAGUUUGUUACAAGAAAACAAUUUUAAAUAUCGACUGACACGAUAUUUACCUUUCAUAUACACUGACGAAUUCUUUCACGACAGUUUAAUUUAAAUGUAUUUUUAUUUAAUCCUUUAACUCCCAUAAGUGACCGAGACAGAAUUUCUCCUUUAAUAUCAAUACAAUAUCAACCAAAUAAGUGAUGAGAAAAAAGAAAAAUAUCAAUUUGGGGAUAAUUAGUUGAUCCAAUACUAAAUUCUCUGACCUAACAUUAUAAGAACUGUAUGGUUGACAAUAAGGAGAAAGACAAAUUUGAUCUGGGAGUUAAAGGAUUAAUAGUUUUUUAGCAUCAACAUAACAGUAUAAUAUAGAUGACAGGGGGAUACAUGGGAGAAUACGUGCAUAGACAAAUUUUUCUAACCUUUCUGCUCUUGUUCCUUAACCUUUUCAAACUUCAUAUUGGUAUUCUACUUGGUUCACGAUUACGUCUACAUACAUGACGGGAUUUACGUCUAUGCUUCUCUCGAUUAACAUUAGAUAGCUCAAUUGAUAUAGCACGUUUCUCGAUGAAAGGUUCACUCAUAAAUGUUCGCUCAUAAAGAGAUAUCUCAUGAGGUUCACGGACCGACCCGUUCCGAAAACGCUCGACAUCUUUUAGUGUGGGUCUACCGCGAGCGAUGUGAGCAUAUUUUGUAUGAGUUUUGAGCGUCUUAUACACAGUGUCUGUGCUGAUUUUUCGCCGCGAAAGCUUCACUUCGUCUGCUAUUACACUAUCCUGUGUGCUCAUUAGUCAAAACGUCGCGCAUGCGUCGACUCAAAAGGUUGCGCAUACGUGACGAGGACUUAACUGCGAUUUGCGACCGAACGAAAAAAAAACGAAGCUGGAAUUCCAACCCCAAGUGAGAAGACAAUAUGAAGGCUUGAAAUUAUAUUAAGAUCGAUUUUGAUCAAGAAACGGGUUAGAAAUAUUCCAAAAGAAGAUGUAGAUAUAAUUGUAAAAGAGAUAUCACUGAAUAUUUAACGCCCAGAACAUUCGAUUAACAAUUAACGCUCUGUAACCUGGUCCGUAUUACCAUCUUUUUAAGCAUGUUUUAUUUUGUUGACAAAAAUGCCAGACCGAGACCAAAACUGUCCUUCGACUUUAUAUUUAUCAGUCUGCAUUUUGUAUAACUUGCCUCCGCAAAUCUUCAGUCUGAUAACAAAAUCAAAUAAACAACUAACGAUGGUAUCCGUCCAUGGCAAACACAAACAGUUUCCACAAGGUCACAGUUAUUCAUCGAAAACACACAAAAAUCGUCCAUAAAAUUUUAAUCUGACAUUCGGUUAAUUCGAUCGACCCUUACUACAUUAUGCAUUCAGUUCUCGUUGAUAAAACAAUGACAAAAACAAUUUGCCAUUUGGAAAAAUGUUUGUUUUACAUCAUUUACAAAAUUUUACCAGACAUUCAUCUAAUCCACCACCGAGAAAAAAAUCCAAAGAAUGUAAUCAACACAUAGCAUGCCUAUGUUUUUUUAGAGGCCCUCAAAUGCAAAUAAUUGCAAAAUGUGUCACUAUGAUAUUCUGAAACAAUAUUUGAUUCAAAAGUUUGCUCACGUCGUGAUUCAAUUCGUUAAGGGAAUAUAUAUAAUAGCUUGUAAUAUGCUGUCUAUAUACUGGCAAUUAAUCCAGUCAGUAAAUGGAUUACCCACGAAAUCAAAAUUACAAGGCGUAAAAUUUACAUUAUAUAUAUCACUGACUGGAAGAAAUUAUUUUAGUCGGAACUGACGCUCGGUAAGUUGUACAUAAUAACGACGAAGAAAUUAGCCGUUAGUUAUUGGCGUAAAGUUUAACCCAUCCAUUUCAAGUCAGAAUUUUAAGCAAAAAUCUAGGGACGUCUUUGAAUUUGACCCUGAACCCUGCAGUCUACAUUUUUUAUCCGGUCUGUUCUGCAUUUUGUACCAACAGGGGUAAUGUUUCUUUUUGGUUAUCCACAACACACAAUUGUUUCAAACAAAAUUUCGUUCCUUCCCAACGAAUUGCGUGGAGUUAAAGUAACUUUCUCCUGCUCUACCUCUAUGAACAGGAUGUGCCAACAACACCUUAUUUCAUUUUGAAAGAGAAUGGCAUGGAUUAUACACUCUAAGCACUCAGCUGAAAUGGGGAAGGAAAACAGCAUUGUCCAAGAACGAGGCCUCCUGUGUUUUAAACAUUAGUUCUUCCUGGGUCAUUGGAUGUCAUGGGGAAAAGAUUCCAGUUGAAAAACUUACUAAUAGAACAAAGGAUAUCUUUGUCCUUGGAUGGAGUAGCAAGAGUGGAGCAUACUACAUAAAGGUGAUUAAAGUUUUAAAGUCAACCUCUGAAAUCCCUUUGAGGUAUCAGACUAAAAAGAAAACUUGUAUGCUUCAGAUCCUAGUUGCAAUGUAACUUUAGUGUGUCACUCUCCAUUUAAAAAGUCGUCGAGUCAAUCGAUAAUUGUUAGCUUUAAGUGGGUAAUGUGACUGAUUAAUAGAACUGUCUAAUUUAAAUCAAACAUGCCUCUGUUGUAGUCUAUUACGACUCCAUACAAAUAGUGUGCGACUCUGUUUACUCUGUUCAUUGUACACGAUGAAAGGAGCAAUAUCAUAUUGCUGAUGAUGAUGAUUCUUGGAUUUGUAAUAAUUAUGAUCCAUGGAUAGCCCAGGAUUUCCUGAUUUUUUUUAUAGAUUAUUAUGGGAGUCCAAUCAGAUAAGUCGAUAUGAAUCACUCAAAGAGAAAAGUAUUCACAACCAAAUGAGUUCUCGUUUUCAUGAUCCUAAGCAAUUUCCUCUGUUACAUGAGAAAAAUAGAUUUUGUUUUGUUUUCUAACCAAUAGGUGGUUAACCCAAUCACCAUUUUGCUGGGAAGAAUAAUAAAUCUGGGAGUAAGUUGCUCGCAGCCUCCUUCUGACUUCAAAGAAGGCUGUCUACUCUUCAAACUGGAAGGAAACAUCACCUGUAAGCUUACGUUUGGAAGACUUUUACAGAAAUUGCAAAGUAAAACUUUCCUUACUGCGUCAAACCAUCUGCCUAUGUUGUUGGGUUACUUUGCAUAGAAUGUCUGUUUUUAUAACGGUUGAAGUUCAGCCGAUGAAACACUUUCAGACGGAUUGCUCAGAAAAAUUGUGCACUUUUCUCAAAGCUUUCACGCUGGUUAGCAUCUUACCAAGUGGAUGAUGUUAUUCAGCCUCCGUCCACCAGGCCCUUUGUACCAACUUUUUAUAAGUUAAAAUAUAUAUUCUUUCACUUUCUCAACUGGUUUGGAAUACAUCAAAGCCUAUCCUAAACAAUAGAUUUUGUUCGGUAUGAUGAGCGCCUUUACCGAAGUCAUCCCGUAAGGAAUGGGUCUGGCGAACAGAUGUAAAUGAACUUAUCUCCUAACCGAACUGGUUGAUUUUCAGGUCCCGUGGAGUACAUGGUGAAGUCAACACUUAGUCCUGCAACUUCAUCGUUACUGUAUUCAUCACCUUCUGCGGUACGAUUACCUUAGAUACACUUUAAAUAGGUACCAUAGCAAACUUUUUAUAUCAUCAGAACCCUGAUUUAGAAGUGGAAAGUGUGAGCGUGAUCUAAACGUAUUUAACUUCUCGUUGGGCGAUUACAGUAUUUAAAGUUACCAACACCAUUUAAGUUAUUCUGAGAAAACAUAGCGAGAACCUGUGAUUGAGUUUCCUGCCAUUAUCUUCAUAUGCAUAACCGUCCUCCCGUCUGAUCGAAAAGAUGUACUAAAUAUUUGAAGGAUUAAAUGACGAGGAUCACUAGAGAGCUUCACCUUUUUCCUAUGGCUAAAAAUACCUUUAUAUAGCAGAUUCUUAACACGAUAUUUAUCCAUUUUAAUUGUUUAUCUCGACAGAGCCCUACAGCGACGAGCACUGAGGAGACAAUUUACCUAACCCAGGUAUGAGCAUCUCAACAUACCCUUGCACACUAGAGCAAAUUUGUAAGUUGAUUAAGAUGCAACUGAGAUUGUCUUGUAAGUUGAGAAAAACAAGGAACGUGUACUCAUGCCUACAAGCAGGCUCGUCAAACUCAUAAAGUUUGAAUAUAUUGUACGGUUAGAGGGGAAUUUUCAUAACCGAAGGGUCAUAUAAUUGAAUAACGAUUUGCAUUUUAAGAUUUAGAGGCUUUAUAUUGGAGGGGCGUGUACUUGGAAUGUCACAGUGUACUGCUGACAAGAAAUUGUACCAAUGAGAGUAGCGUCGAACAGGACAUCUAUUUAGCAAAUUAACCAAAAACAAGUAACUUUUAAUUUGUGAUUAUGGUUUCUAGCAGACAACUUCAGAGACAGAAUCAGCCAGCAGCAAAGGGACUAAAGACACAAGGACAAAUGGUGCCGUGAUUGGCAUCGCUGUGGGGUGUGCAGUUGUGUGUGUUAUCUUUCUUAGCGUUCUGGUUUUAUUUUGCAAGCGAAGGAAAUCGUAAGCGUUAUAUAUAUGCUUUUUUUUUACCCUUGACUCAUCAUCUCUUUGAAUACAUGUAUGAGGAUGGUUUCAGAUGUGAUAGGGCCAUCCUGUGGUGCAAAAAAUAAGUAACAUUUGAGGAAAAUAGUUUUUAAAAGAAUAUGGGAAGCACUUAUCAAAUAGCUCAAAAAAGCUUGACAAAUAUGAGAAAUUUGACUGGCCAAUAUAAGUGCAUGUGAUAAUCAGAUUUAAUUGGUCAAAUAAAAAAUGAACUUCCUGAAAGUAUCUUCACAUCAUUUAGUUUAUUCACUCCCUAUAAUACAAUGAUUCUGACAUCUGUCUAAACUAUUAAUAAUCACGACUGUUUUUGAUCCAGUUUUGAGCAAGAUUUAUUGUGUGCAUUUUUUCGCUUAAGCAAAUUUGCUUCUAACUCAAAUUGUUUUUAAAUUGGUUCCAUGUUUACAAAAACAGAAGCAUUGGUUUUACCAUUAUACUACGUGUUCUUAGUAUAUUAUUUACUCGAAUUACUCACACAGAAAAAACAGACAGCAAGAAACAAAGCUAGCAGGUGAUUAAAAAAAUGUACCACUCCUUUCAUUAAGAGAUACGCACAUGAAAGAUUUAUUGGCCUGUAAACUUAAAUAGAAAAUUAAGUCCAUUAAGAAUUGCAAUCAGCGCUUAGGAUGAAAUGCCCGGCUGCCGACACCUAAAUUCACGGGCAGCAUAGGGGUAUGUGUAUUUUGAAAGAAGGAUUCAUAUUGAUUGGUUAGAAACAUAGUAGAUUGAAUGAGAUUACAACUUUUGCUGGAUACUGAAAGCAAAGCAAAUUGGGAAAAGGUAAAAGGAAUUGAAACAAGGCCAUGCAUGGGAUAAAUACCUCAGUUUCUUGAAAUGGAUCGGAGAGUUUGAGACUCUGAGAGAGUUGCAUCAUUAUGGGUCUCAAAUGCGCAAUUAAGGUAUUUUUUGCAGCUCAAACAUUUAGACUGGCAUACAAUGAUUGUUGUGCACUAAACAAAAGCAUUAAGUUGACGAUAAUUGUCUCUGAAACACUAUGGUAACUUUUUUGGAAAGAAUAAUGCGAGUCUAAAAUCCAUAAAGAUUAUUCCAUAGAAUCAUAUAUCAUAGAGAUAGCUUUUGACAAAAUUAUAUUUUUUGUAUUAGUUUAUAAAUAUGGUGUUUGAUCUUAGUUGCUGGAAACCCAGUGGGUGAAAUUCACGAUCAAAUUCCAAUUGGAAGACUAGUGGAGCACGUCUCAACCUCCGCUGAACAAGACAGUCAAUCGACAUACCAAGGACUUAUUAACAUUUGUGGUAAGUCAACAAAGAAGAACUGAGAUCGUUUUUGGGUGGUCUCUAUCAAAAAAAUAUUGUGAUCACGAUGUUACGACAAAACACACCUGGAAUCGAGGAAAUUCACAGGUAUGACAUGAUGGCUUCAUUAUGUACAGGAUUAAAACCAGCUGAAAAACUUUAAAAGAAAGAGUCACUGGAUCAAUUUUUGAUUGGUAUACUUAAUCAAUCAAGGUCAUUUCCGAUCGAAAACUUAAACAAUAUUUUGUAUUUUUUCCAUAUCCACAGCUUGUCACAGUACUGCUGACGAUAACUCUGGUAACUGUCAUCUUUACCAAAGUUUGAACAAGAACACACCUGUUACAGCUACACCAGAUUACCAGAAUGUGCAAACACUAUUUGCGGCAUCAGAUUACCAAAAUGUGCAGACCUUGGAAGGUGGUUUAGCAGGUGCAUCAGUGCACAUCCUUGGGUCUCAAACAGAGUCUGCCUAUGAGCCUCUCAAGGGGUCUGAAAGGCAAAAUUUGUACGAGCCCCUCAAUGAAAGAAGCAACUGAAUUGCAACGGGUCUUGAGGUGAAGAAAAAGAAGCUAUAUUUGGUUAAAAGUCGAUUUAAAUCAGUUGUGUUAGAUUUUUGAUAAAACACAAUGCGUCGAAUAUGGAUAGUGAAAAACCGUUAAAAGUUUAUUUGAUAUGAUUUUUAUUACAUUUUUAUCGUAACAGAAGUUAAAUAAUUUUUAUGUAGAAUAUAGUUUAAAACGUGUGCUGUCGUGCGUAAUUAAAAAAAUUUGAUGAGUGAUACUGAUUAUUACACCGUAUAUAUAGCACAUAACAAUCUUUCUAGACCUUCCCUAUAGCUUGCAUUGCUCAAGGCCUCGUACCACAGCGCUCAAGGUGAGAGCUAAGAUUACUGGCCAUACUUCCUGAUACCCUCGAUGUGGUUUAGUCAGAGAUGCACUCGAAAUAUGAACUGUAAAUUCUAGUCGAACUAAAUGGUGCUUAAAGUUGAAGCUCUUUAAUCAAUAUUCAUGGAAAAUUCUCCGUUUUUAAAAGAUAUCUAUUAACUUGAAAAAUUUUAAAAAUGUUGUUUAGGUUUGUGCACAACUUGAUUUCCGUUACAACUUGCGCAGAUCGAUGACAAACCUUACAGACUCGUCACGGUUAAAAUACUUGAAAAUAAGCUCAAGGAGAAGAAGGGGUUCGGGGGUGUAUUCUGGCUGCAUCAACUUGAAGCCAACAAUUUCUCUUAUGUCAAAGAAAACAAUGUAUAAAAACAGUGUAUCUGUCAGCCAGGCCGUCCCUUUAUAAGCUGGUCUCACAACUCCAGUUGCAGGCACCGUUGCAGACAUCAGUUGCAACACCAGAUUACCAAAAUGUGCAGACACCAGUUACAACACCAAGUUACCAAAAUGUGCAGACACCAGUUACAACACCAAGUUACCAAAAUGUGCAAACCCUGGAAGGUGGUUAACCAUAUGCGUCAGUGCACACCUUAGGGUCUCAAACAGAAUUUGCCUCCGAGCCCCUCGAGGGGUCUGAAAGACAAAAUUUGUCGAGCCCCUUAACGAAAGAAGCAACUAAAUUGCCAUGGUUCUUGAGAUGAAGAAAAAGAAGCUAUAUUUGGUUAAAAGUUGAUUUGAAUCAACUGGGUUAGAUUUUUGAUAAAAGACGAUGUAUCGAAAAGGGAUUGUAGAAAACUGUUGAAAGUUUAUUUGAUAUGAUUUUUACGACAUUUUUAUCGUAACAGAGGUUAAAUUUUAUGUAGAAAUAGUUUAAACAUGUAAUGUCGUGAGGAAUUUUUAAAGAAACAAUCUUUUAUUGAAACAUUUUACUGAUGAGAGGAACUGACCAUGAGAAAAAAAGUGAUUUUUCCAUUUAUAGAAGUUCUUAUCUCUGAUAAAUCGUUAUCAGCUCUAUUAAAGUAAUUAACUUUUGUAAAAUACCGUAUAUAUAGCGAGUAAUAAUAAUUUUCUUAACCUCCCUCCAGCUUGCAUUUCUCAAUGCCUUCUACCAUAGCGCUAAAGGCGAGUGCCUGGAUCGCUGUCUAUGCCUCUUAAUAUCCACGAUAUUUUUCAGAGAUGAACUCUAAAAAUGAACUGUAAAUUCUAUUGGAACUAAACGGUAGUUAAAGUUGAAGCAGCUUUAAUCAUUAUUCAUUGAAAAUUUUUCGUUUUUAAAAGAUAUCUACUAACUUAAGUUUGUGCACAACUUCAUUUCCGUUACAACUUAACAGAUAGAUAACAAUCCUUACAGACUCGUCACAGUUAAAAUACUUGAAAAUAAGCUCAAGGAAAAGAAGGGGUUCGGGGGAAUAUUCUGGCUGCAUUAACCGGAAGCCAAAAAUUUCAUUUAUGCCAAAGAAAAAAAUGUUUAAAAACAGAGGUUGUAAAGUACGGGUUCAUGACGAUCGCUUAUAACACCAGUUGUGCUUAAUUAAUAAAGCCCUGGCCCUUAAGUGGUCGACGAUGUUUCUUAAGAUAAAGGUGAGUUUUAUCCAAAAAUUGUGAGGUCAAGGUAAGGUAAGCACCCUGAGUACUAAGCUCAGCCCAAAUUGGCAGAGUGGAUCUUUGGACAUUCAGCUUGGACAUUCAAAACCUGACACCUUCAUUUUCACAAUUAUUUUUGAAAGUUUCUUCGGGUCGGAGGUUACUUCUCCUUUCAAGGAGCUUUUCGUCAAGGUUUAGAUAGAUUUAUCGUUACAAAAUUCUUUCCUGUUUAGAGCUUUUUAUCCUCAGAAAACUGGGCUUCAGAGGUGGUCCAGUCGAAAUUUGUUCAGUCCAGCCCAGUUCGAAGUUCAGUUGGGAGUCCCAUCCAUUCCUUAUCUUCCAGAAAAAGUUAAUAUUUACAAUGGAUGACAGAGAUAUCGUGUAACGCGACACUGAUUCAGCGCAGAUUACUCUCCGUAGUGAUUAUUCAUAUCGUUCACUGAAAUCGAAAGCAAAGCGAAUACUCUCUCGGGGCAGGAGGUCCGAAGGGUUGAAGUCAUCUUAUGGCCAGAGAUCUCUGCCAAAUGUACAUUCACAUUAACCUGUGCAAAUCAUGUGCGAACCCUAGAUAAGGAGUCAUACGGCGUGCAUGCUUUGGUAGUUGAAGGAAAUGAAGGAAUCACGAGCGAAGUUCUUCAUGGUAGUCUUUCUAUCUUCCAUUGAUGUCACUUUCCUAGAAUCUAUCCAGAUCAAUAGGAUUAUUUCGCGGCCUAAAGACCUACAAACUUGGAAAAAUGAGUCUGACUCGUUUGUCGUUCCGUUGUCGGCAUGUUAUCAAGAGAGAAUUGGAACUGGAAGUAACUACUGCAACGAAACGUGUACAAAAGAUGACUCCAAAGACCAGUACUUGUGUCGCUGUUCCAAAAAAAAUGCUACAGUAACUUAUGUAAAUAACACGUGGAUGUGUCUGAAGAAUAAGAUAGUGCGAAAUAAACUCGGUGAGUAUGAUAAAUAUUGGGUGUGAGAAUAGAUAUUUCGCAACCCGAUUGACAGCGGAAAUACAGGUAGCGGGCAAAUACACCUUUUAGUUACUUUACUUUAGUUAAAUUUUUACGAGACCGUCAUUGAAGUGAUGCUCUAGAUUCCAGUUUUCGUUGUAAGAAACUUUUCGGAUUGAGCAUUAUCUUUUUCAGAGGCUUCAAGUACUUAGAAAUGUUUAAAAAUAAGUUCACGUGCCAGACAACGGAAGUUGAAUCAUUGAUACAAUUUUUAGCUCCGUAUCUAGCAAUAACAACGUAAAAGAGAUUACCCACGAUACCAACGUUGGCAAAGGCGUCGUUCGAUGGAACUGAUUUCCACAUUGUAACAAUCGAGUUGCAAUUAUAAGCUAGUGAAGUUUUUAUUAUUAAUUUCGAGUAAAAACAAACAAAACGAAGGUAAUCUGUCACGGAUGACGACUCAUGUAGCUGUCAGCUAAGCCGUAGCUGUAUAAGCGGUUCACGCAACUCUCCGUCCGCCAAUCUUACAUUCUGUUUCCUUUUUUCGAGCAAUUGUAUUUUCUUUUUAAGUUAAAGAUAAAGCGAACACAACUACAUCGAGCAGCCUUGGAAACUGAGAAUAUUUCCUUAAGGAUUGAAAACAGAUCGUCAACCUCGCUUGAAACUGAAAAGGAUGUGACCUAGACCCCUAAGAAUUCUUUCUUUAAGAGAAGCUUGGAUUUAUCUUUAAGUACUGAAUUUUAAUGAAGUUUACGUCACGGUUUGUUUCAUCGUUUUACAGACUAGAAAACCUCCCAUGAAUACUCAUGAAAGACAAAGAAUAGUGGUUUGCCAGGGUAUUAAAACAGAAAAGAAAUAACACCGCACUGAAAGGAAAAACGAAGGAAAUAUAGGAUUAAGAAUGACGAACUUAACCAAAUCGGGUUAAGUUUGAGAUGCCCAAGCCGUUAUGAAUAGCUCUUUUAACCUUUUCACUCUCAAUAUUUGAAUUAAUUUAAAUUCUUCAUAUUGUAUGCCAAAUAUCUCUCAUUAUAAUCAUUUAUUAUCCUUACUGAUAUUUAUCAUUUUUUCAUGACUUUAUCUCUUUUCCCGUCCCUCGUACCGUUGAUAUAUGGGUUUGUAGUUUUGUAGUUGAGCGUUGUUGAUUUGUUUUCUGUUUAGCUAUCCCUUGCACUUAAACGGAACACAUUCCAUUCCCAACGAAUUGCAUAAACGUGGAGUUAACGUAAAUUUCUCCCGCUUUACUUCUAUGAAUAGGAUGUACGAACAACACCUUGUUUCAUUACGAGAGAGAGUGGCAUGAAUUAUACACUCUAGGUACUCAGCCGAGCUGGGGAAGGAAAACAGCAUUAUACAAGAAGAAUGCCUCCUGUGUUUUAAACACUAGUUCUUCCUGGGUCAUUGGUUGUCGUGGGGAAAAGACUCCAGUUGACAAACUUACUAAUAGAACAAAGGAAAUCUUUUUCUUAGGAUGGAGUAACAAGAGUGGAGCAUACUAUAUAAAGGUGAGUAAAGUUUUAAAGUCAACCUCUGAAAGCCCUUUGAGGUAUCAGGCUAUUUUUUUUCUUUUUAAUUUUUCUUCUUAAAGAUUGACACUUCUGAUCCCGACAAAGUUUCCAUUUAAGAAAGAGUUGAUUCUUGUUCUUUUUCUUGAAAUCAUUUAAGUCGAGGGUGUUCACAAGUGGUCUAUUAACGUGCACAUGACCCUUUCCCGACGAUUUGCCGAAGGGAAAGCGCUGAUGACGCAACUUUUAAAAAAAAAACGAUUAUUGCUCCCAGAUCCCGGGUGCAGUGUUACUUAAGUGUAACACACUCCUUUUAAAAAUUCGCAAAGUCACUCGGUAAUUUUAGCUUUAGCUGGUAAUAUGACUCAUUAACACAACUGUAUAAUUUGAAUCAAACAUGCCACUGUUUGUAGUCUAUUGAGUCUCCAUACAAAUAUCCACAUCGACUCUGUUUGCUUGGGUUAUUGCUCAUGAAAAGAAGGAUUGACUGGAUUCUUAGAUUUGUAACAACCAUGAACCGUGAAUAGCUCAGGAUUUCCCGAUUUAUGUUAUAGAUUAUUAUGGGAGGCUAAUCAGAUUUUUCGAUAUUGACCACUUAAAGACCGAAGUAUUCAAUACCAGAUGGGUUCUUGUCUUCAUAAGCCUAAGCAAUUUCCUCUGUUACAUAUAAUAUAGAUUUUGCAUUGUUUUCUAACCAACAGGUAGUUGACCCAAUCGCCAUUUUGCAGGGAAAAAUAAUAAAUCUGGGAGUAAGCUGCUUCCAGCCUCCUUUUGAAGGCUGUCUACUCUUCAAGCUGGAAGGAAAUAUCACCUGUAAGCUCAUGUUUGGUAGAGUUUUUAUGGACAUUGUAAAGGAACCUUUUUCCUAACUGUGCUAACUUGAUUGGCUCAAUUUGCUCAGGAAUUCCUUUUUUUAUAACGGUUGCAGUUCACGAAAUAAAAAAACUUUCGGACGGACUGCUCGGUACAAUUGUUAGUUUUCUUCAACGCUUUCACACUGGCUAGCGACUUACCCGGUGGAUGAUUUUAUUCAGCUUCCGUUGAGCCAAGCCCUUUGUAUCAACUUUUUAGAAGUUAAAAUUCUUUCAUUUUCUCAAUUGGUUUGGGAUGCAUCAAAGGCUUUGCCAUACAUUCUCUUCUUUACAAUGAACUGGUUAGCAGCAGUCGUCCAAAUGGGUCUGGCGAACAGACGUAAAUGAACAUAAUUCUUUAUCAAUCUUGUUGAUUUUCAGGUCCCUUAGAAUACUCAAUGGGGUCAACACUUAGUCCUGCAACUUCAUCUUUGGUACAUACACUUCCAUCUACGGUACGAUUACCUUAGAUAGGUACCAUAUUAAACCUUUUACACCAUUAGAUCCUAGAUUUUAAAAGCGAUUCAACUGUCCGUCUGAUCUAAACGCAGCGAGCAUCGCGCUGGGCUGUUGGAUCUCACCCUAGUUUACAGUAUUUGAGGUCACCAACACAUUGAAAGUUAAUCUGAGAAGACAUUAUGAUAAAAUUAUCUUCUUUUGCGCGAUCGUCUUCCGGUUGCUCUAUCACAGUUCAAAUGCUCCCUCCUUAGUAAGAGCAAUGUCAGACCAAGUUGCAAGCGAAACAUGAAUAAAGGGGGUAAUUUUCUAAAGAAACUGUGGUGCUGCGUCGGUGGAAGAGUAUGGCGGGGUAAUUAAGUAUUAUCAACUGAGUUAAUAACGUAAAUUGGCCACCGUAAAGAGUUUCGAAGCUGACUUUUCGAGCGUUAGCCCUUCCCUAUUUGCUCUGAUGAUGGGCUAAUGGUUGAAACAUCAGCUACGGUGGUCAAUUUACGUAAUCAACUCAGUUGGUAAUACUAAAUUACCAAGUUGAAAGCAGAAUAGAAAGUAUGAUCGAAAUGGUGUUCCAAACAAUUUGGAAGGAUUAAAUGACAAGGAUCAGAAUAGAAAAUAUUUCGAUCGAAACGCCCAUGGUGUUUUACCAAACAAUUUGGAAUAUCUCAUCAUACAAACUUGAAGAUUUUAAAUGACAAGGAUCAGUGUUUGAAAAUUGAAUUAAAUCUGUCAGAAUAUCUUCGUGACCUUUGGAAUAAUGAAAGGAAAAUGUUUUGGUUUCCAGCAUUUCGCUCCUCGUGUUUUUCCCUCUUGCUGGCCGCUUCAUGAUCCUUUCCAAUCAUUUUCUCGCAGAGAUCCACUCGAGCUAACUCAGGCAAAAAAGGCAAAAGCGACGAUGUUGACUCUUCUUCCAUAAUUAUUGGCAUCGUUUCCGGGGUGAUUGUUGCCGUCAUAAUUUUAUUAUUACUGAUUGCUACUUUAUUCAUUCAUCGACGUCGCAAAUCCAGGUAAUGAUUGCCAAGUUAUAAUUUUUCUACCUCUCAGGUUAUGUGUAAUCGUUUAUAAUGUUUGUACUUAAGGUUGACUAAACAAACUGGAUUAAUUCAAAGCAUCCCUGACGACUUGUGCACGUCCACAUUUUAUGACAGGAGAUACCUUAGUUGGGUGGUUGUAUUCCUAAAAGUAAGAAGUAUCGUUUUGAUGGCGUGCUAUACCCCCUUUUUUAUCCUUUAACCGGCGCGAUAGAAUGAUGCCAAGACAACACCCGACUCGUGUGAUGUUUCUGCUACCGAAAUGUUUCAAUCUAUUGACCUCUAAUAUCCAAACAGCUUAGUCCACUCACUCAAUCAUUUUUGUGCAUUCCUAAGCAUCUGGUGUUAUACUAUGACACUGAUCAACCCAAUGAUUUUAAAUUUCCACUACCUUUCAGUUCGGCAGUUUGUAAAUAAUUUUGACGCGAACUUGUUUACUGAUUACUCUUAUGAAUCAAAGAGUCAAACUCUGACGUAUAAAAAAAGAGCUCAAGAUACGUUGAUGAUCACUUGACAUUAUGACAUCCCGACUGAUUCUAAGCCAUUUGUUUAAACCCCUGGAAUGUUUGUCGUCCAAAAUCUAUUGAAAACUGUUAAGUGAUUCACCUCGUCUAUUAGUAAACCCUGUAUUUUUUUAUCAUUCUUUUCCGUUCGCUAAGACUUGCGAUGUAGAUUUACAAACUACCUCUUCCUAUCAAAUCGUUAAAUCUGUGAUUGAUGUAAAUAAUAUGUACUGUAUUUUGUUCACAGAAACGGUGCUAGCGUGAUUACCAAUGGCCAAGCAAGCAAUGAGGUGGAAAAGUCUUUGUUUGGUUACGAAUGACACUCUCAAUAACGAAGAAAUUAUGUGUGUUACAUCCCUUAAUGAGAGAAACUUAGGCUAAAAGACCGAAUUCCCCAUGGAGACCUUAUCGUUCCUAAAAAGUACAGAAGAGCGAUUUUGAAAGCUGGAGGCAUCCUAUAAUUAUUUGUUUUUUUCUUUUUGAUCAGUUAUUACAACGUUGCUGGAAUGCUUUGAAAGCUUGUGCACAUGCAGGUCUGAAAAAAAAAAAAACCAAACGAUUACCCUGAACACUGAAAUAUGUUGUUUCAGGAUUAUUUCCCUUGAUUAACUAUUCUCUAGGGUCUAGUUGUACUGCCUUUUUUAUAUUACAAGGAAGUUCAGUUCAAUCCUCCAGCAUGGAGGUAAUCAUUCAACGACUCGGUUUCCAAGGUUAUAUCAUUUAUCUUUAUUCGUGGAAUACUGUAUGGCUCGAGUCUAGAAAUUACCAGUGCAACAUAAUUUUUGGAAUAAGUCCUAAAUGGAGGUAUUUCCUAGCUUGCUGCUCUCUUCACCAAACGAAUAUUUACGGGCUUCCGUUUACUGAUUCGAGCCAAACAGUAACACAUGCUCACUUUAUUUUGCCAGGAAACCACCUCGUGCAACUCAAAGACAAACCAAGCGUUUCAGAUGGACGAAAGAAGUCGUUACGUUUCGAACGGUUAGACAUUAAUCCUUUUUUUCUUUGAGGUAGCUGUUGUGAUUUGCUGUAGGCCUAAGUAACCCUACUGAUUAAGUAAAUUAGCAGCUUUUGCGAUUGUGACAAGCUAUUGUUUCAAGGAUUGUCCAACCUAGUAGUUGGAACCAACCCUCAGCUCCAAAUCAUAACGUAGUGUUUGCAAAUUUUCCUCGUUAGAUUCCACUGUUAUCGAUGAUAAAAAGACGGAUGCCCUACCGCCAGGAAAUUCUGGAACUUUGACAUCAGACAACCCUUUGUACUUCGCCGUGGAAGACGUAACAGAAAUACAAAAACCUGUUGGCGAUGCUCCAAAUCAAUCGGAACCAGUGUACAACGAAGUGGAUGAAAAUGAUGCAAUAGACGUAGACAGGGCUUCGUGGUAUGGGUCCGUACCCGUUGGAGAUCCAUAUUACAACACCCUAGAGGGACCCUAUCAAUAUGGAGCCUCUCCACCCACAAAUAACCCCGUUUACAAUGUCCUUGAGAGGUCCAGCCAAAGUCUUACAGAGGAAGGAGAUGGUUAUUCUCAAUUGACUACCAAAGACCCUGUGUAUAACGUUUUAGAGGGUCCGGAUCCAUGUAACGAUUGUGAAGGCCCUCUGUAUUCUAACAGUAUGGAGGUUCGGUACUCUAAUAGUUGUACAAACGCCCCAAUAUACGCGGUGGCCAAUGACAAAGGAUGAAAAGCCCUAAAACAACAUUUCUGGUUAAGAAAUCCCUAUAACGGUCCAAAAUGCAAUAACAGAUUUUGUAGAGCAAGAUUAAGAGUGCUUUAAAUUAUAGGAUUUCUUGAUUAAUGGCAGAGAUUCGAGUAAGUUCAAAGUUCCUCCAUGCCUCUUAUAACAGACGGCUGCGAUUGCUUGUUUUUCUUCCAAACCCUCAACUUUAGAUCUCUUGCCACAAAAAUUGUGCCUAUUAGAAGAAACAGCGAAAGAAGUGUUUAUUGGUGUCUUUGAUGGCUCUCAAUCAAUCAAUCAAUCAAUCAAUCAAUCAAUCAAUCAAUCAAUAAACUUUAUUUACCCUCGAAUUUACAGUGUAGCACUCGGGUGCUAAUAUCUUUGAGCAAACUACAUUAAUAAAUAAUGAUAAUAAAAAGAUUAAUUCUAUAACAAAUAGGAUAACUAACUACCUAGACAACUAACUAGCAAAUUAUCUUGAUCUAGAAAGGUUUGCAGUUCCUGCCCUUUUAAGUAAAUUAUUGUACCCGGUAGAUAACAGUCGUCGAAAGGAAGUAAAAUCAGAAAUAGUGCGGUGAGGUGUCUGACUGUUAAUUUGCCUUUUUGUACUUUACGCAAAGAAUAUAUGGUAUUUUAUGAAGAGAGGUAUAUAAUUAUUCGGGAUUUCAAAAGAAACACCGUUGAAUUUCUGCGUCUAGAAACAAAGUGAGCCUUGAUGGAGUGACUUUUUCUUUCACGAACAAGGAGAAAAUUGCAGGCUUUUGAAAUAUCUUAAAAUUCUCACAAGGUAAUCAGCAAGUUUUGAAAAUGUGUGAAAAACUCGGCAAUGUAGGAAGUUAACUCCGCUAGUCUACCUUUGACACUCUG